AUGGAAUCAAAGGCAGCAUUCAUGCUUCUUUUCUUUAUAUUCUCGUCCGCCCUCAUACGCGGCUCAAAGGCCGGUAUCACUGAACUGAACUGUACAGAAAUGGUUGGUGGUGAAGCCAAGUAUGCUCAAUCGGCGGUAAACUGCAACAACAAAAUUUCCGACGCUGCUUGCCUCGUCAUCUAUACGACUGCUGUGAAGGCGAAUGACAAUACCGAUCGGAAUGAAAAAUGUGACGGAAAUCCCGUAAAUCCUGCGCUAGUUCAAGCCGCUAUAGACAUCUGCCCGAAGACGUGCGGAUAUUGCUGCCUCAUACCUGCUUUCAUGUGCCAAAACAAAUUACAACCGCGAGUCCCCUGCUCAUCAGUAACGCAGGACAUGUGCGAGAAUCAGGCUUGGAAAACUAUUCUUGAGGAGGACUGUCCCAAAACGUGUGGAUUCUGUAAUUCAGGUUCCUGUGUUGAUGAAGCACCUGGCUGCCGCAUAGAGGGCGACUUCAUUUGCCAGAGUAAAAACCUGGAAGCAUUCGCGAAGAAGUACUGCAAGAAGACGUGCGGGUACUGCAACGAUGGAACAACAACAUCACGACCAGGUCAACCAGUCAGUCGAGUACCACCAGGUUCACCCGGUCAACCAGGUGCACCAGGUCAACCAGGCGCACCAGGCCAACCAGGUGUACCAGGUCAACCAUUCAGUUCGGUACCACAAGGUUAA
This is a messenger RNA of Haemonchus placei, 711 nucleotides long. The record is from the annotation of a GenBank genome assembly. NCBI's taxonomy places the organism in Eukaryota, Metazoa, Nematoda, Chromadorea, Rhabditida, Trichostrongylidae.